AUGCAGUUGUGAAAACCAAGCCGAUUCCGCAUGUCUCAUUUUGCCCUCAAACAUGCACCGAACGCCCUGGACAUCGUCUGGAUCCCUUACAUCUGAUCGUAUACCAGCGCGACCCCUCCCUGCAAAGCAACAAGCAAAAGGAAGGGGGCAAGGGCCUCCCAAAAGCAAGGCCGUCUUAGCACUCGAAACGCGCCUUCACAACGUAGAAUACGUUUCUGGGAAGGAGAAAGACCCCAAAGGCGGUUGUUUCUGUUUAGGUACGUAUCCGAUCGCUCUUCUUACCACUGCCGGGACAAUACUCAGUGUGUCUGUGUGUGCGGGCCGCCAACUGUCCAGCCAGGGAACACGAUCUAUCUACCUACGUUCCCCUUUGCUAUGGCUGCGGCCUCGUUCUUUGCAAUCUCAACUUACCGCACUAUGCCUGCCCACAUUGUGGCGAGUCGUUCCUUGACAAUAGCCGUCGCCCGGCGUUAGUCGGCCAGAUACAAGAGGAGCUUGUGUAUGCAAGUCCGUGAAAGAGGACGAGGAACGGCAACGAGCUAUCGUGGAGGCUCGCAAGGCAGAGGGCGCAUUCCCCAUGCUUCCCGGUGCCGCCGGCGGUACACAGGGAGCAUGCAAGGGCACGGCUGCCGGUCCC
Molecule: messenger RNA, 637 nt
Organism: Pisolithus orientalis
Lineage: Eukaryota; Fungi; Basidiomycota; Agaricomycetes; Boletales; Pisolithaceae
Exons: 1
Coding region: 53-451 (132 amino acids)
Source: RefSeq, a predicted model, not a curated record